Lolium rigidum is the source of this 735-nucleotide messenger RNA. Its product is annotated as probable glutathione S-transferase GSTU6. The transcript has 2 exons. The record is from RefSeq and is a predicted model, not a curated record. Gene Ontology annotation, molecular function: glutathione transferase activity. Gene Ontology annotation, cellular component: cytoplasm. Gene Ontology annotation, biological process: glutathione metabolic process. NCBI's taxonomy places the organism in Eukaryota, Viridiplantae, Streptophyta, Magnoliopsida, Poales, Poaceae. Bases 1 to 735 code for a protein of 244 amino acids.
AUGGCCGGAGGAGGAAGCAACGAAGUGAAGCUGCUGGGCUUUUGGCCGAGCCCUUACGUCCUGCGUGCGCGGCUUGCGCUCAGCCUCAAGGGCAUCACCUACGAGUACAUCGAGGAGGACCUCGAGAGCAAGAGUGAGCUGCUCCUCACCUCUAACCCCGUGCAGAAGGCGGUGCCGGUGCUGAUCCACGAUGGCAAGCCCAUUUGCGAGUCGUCCAUCAUCGUACAAUACAUAGACGAGAUCUUAGCCGGCGUCGGCCCCUCUCUCCUCCCGGAGGAUCCCCAUGACCGUGCCAUGGCUCGUUUCUGGGCCUCUUACAUCAACGAGAAGCUUGUGAAAGCGUUGAACCAGACAUGGGGAGGCAAGACGGAGGAAGAGAAGGCGGAGGGGAUGAAGCAGGCUGCCGACGCGGUUGAGACCCUUGAGGGAGCUCUGAAGGGCUGCUCCAAGGGGAAACCAUUCUUUGGUGGGGAGAGCGUUGGGUACGUGGACAUCAUGCUCGGCGGCCUCCUCGCAUGGGCUGAUGUCCGCGAAGUGGUGAAGGGCGUCAAGACCUUCGAUCCCGCCAAGACUCCGCUCUUGGCCAUGUGGUCGGACAACUUCGGUGCAUUAGACGCGGUCAAGGCAAUCAUGCCGAACAUCGGUAAGCUAGUUGACUAUGCCAUGGUGAUGCAACCUCACGGGGCGGCAGCUGCAGCUGCAGCCGCCGCCGCAGCCGUCGCUGCAACUAACUAA